ACGGUGGCCGGGGAAGGCCAAUCCGCGGUGCGAUGUGGGGGUGUGGCAUUGAUUGUAGGACCGGACGUGCGGGGUCCGUUCUUCCCCAGCCUUUCAUUCUUGCUCUAACAUGGUGUUUCCCGCCUCAGAAAGUCAGGCCCGUCAUUCCCCGGCUGCUCUUGAAGACUUGCGUCCGUUGACCCACUUCCUCGGGACAACAGUGAGGCCCAGAGGACGUCACACUGGGACGUUCGAGCUCCCUGCGACACAGCCGGUUGCAGACAGCCCUCGGUGGGGACGGUUGGAAGGCGUUCUCGCUCCCGCGGAGCCGGUGUGCAGGAGGAAACGCGGAGUCCGUAGCCGGGGUCAGAGAAGCUCCAUGGAUCAUGGAAAUGUCAACCUUGGGAAUUACUCAGAGAGUGUGCAGAAUCAACCAGCUAACACUAGGGUUUCUUCCUCGAGACAAUUUGAACCCAUUUGCAAAUUUCACUGGAUAGAAGCAUUUAAUGAUGAGAUGACAUUUCAAGACCUGGGGGAGGAUUUUUCUUACUCGGAGAAGCCAGAGUUGCAAAGCCAGGAAUAUAAUGAUACAGCAGAUGCCAGCAAGAAGCUAGAUGCAUAUAAGGGAGAAAGUCCAAUGGAAGAUAGCAUUUCCGAAAAUAAAGACCAACUUGCUGAUGAGUACCUCAGGAGAUCUCCUCGAGGUCUUUCUCUGAAUUACUACAGAGGAGAGACACAGCCAUGUGUGGAAAAGUCACUGGCUAGAAGCACUGUUGUAGAUGUCGCCCUCAACAUCAGUCAGUCUCAAAGCUUUCUGUGUAAAGAAAAUGUCUGCGGAAGUAGUGAAGAUGCAUUUGAUGGUGAGAAUUGCUUAGACCUGCUUGACUUCAGAACUAACUAUGAAACAGAGGAGCCUGAAGUUUCUUCAAAAGAAAUAGAGAAUUCUGGGGAGAUUUCUGAGAUGUCAGUUAGUCACCAGGAGGAAGUCACAGAAGACGGUGUAGACAGCCUAGCCAUUACCUCAUCUUGGACUCCAGCAGGCAUCUUCAAGAGCAGAUCUCAGGACAAGUGUAUGACGCCUGAUAGGGAGCUAAGCUUUGAAAACUUGGAGCCUCUGGAAGAGGACAUGGCUUUAAACGAAGCCUUGCAGAGAUUAAAACAGGCUAACAGAAAACAGGAGAAGCAGAUCCAAGACCUCCACGGUAGGAACCUGCACUUGGAAAACAGGCUUAAAGAACUACAGAUGAAGGUCACCAAACAGCAGAUGUUGGUUGACAUCAUAAACAAACUAAAGGAGAACAUGGAGGCGUUAAUCGAUGACAAAUACAACGUCCUCCUAGAGAAGAAUGAUAUCAACAAGAAAUUUCAGGAUCUGCAGGAGGUUUCUGCCACCGCCAAAAAGCACCUUCAGGAAUCCAAGAAAGACAAGGAGACCUUGCAGCUCCAGGUUAAAAAGAUCAAGGUCCAUUACGUCCGUUUACAGGAAAGGUACAUGGCCGAGAUACAGCAGAGAAACAGAUCAGUCAGCCAGUGCCUGGAGAUAGAGAAGACCUUAAGCCAGAAAGACCAAGAGCUACAGAGACUGCAGCAGCAGAAAGGCGAGCUGGAGAUUGCCACCAGUUCCGCUUUGGGCUUGUUGAAAAGGGAGAAGGAGAUCCGGGAACAAGAGUUCGUGGCCUUUCAGGAGGAAUUCCAGAAGCGGGAAAAGGAGAACCUGAAAGAAAGACGGAAAUUGAAAUCUAAAGUUGAGAAGCUGAUCGCGGAAGUGAAAAGUUUGCUCUUCACCUGCGAGAGCGAGAGAGCUAAAAGUACGAAGCUCCAGCAGCAGGUCGACGAGCUGAAGCAGGAAAAGGAAGAGCUCCAGCAGCAGGCUGCAAAGGGGGAGGCACAAACUUGCACCCCUAACUUUGAGAUAAUCCAGUCCAGGGAGCAGCUGGAGGAAGUGAUGGAGGCAUCCGGCACCCAGGGUACAAAGUGGCUCCAUUCUAAUUUGUUCGUGGAUUGCUCGCCUUGUAAAGAAACCCUGGAACUCCCACCUAUGACGAGGACUUGCCCACUGGCCUCUAGAAUCCACAGUCUUUUGGCCCUGACAAUAGGACUUCUCACAUGUCAGGAUACCGUCAUUCCUGACGCUGAACAUUGCCAAGAAAGCCAGAAAGCUAAUGACGUAAUGCUGCAAAAACUGAAGAGCUUUCACCUUAGGAAGAGAGAUUUAGAGAAAGAGUUAUUGAAACAUAAAAACAGAAUUGCAACUCUUAAAGAGUUAAUUGCUCAUGAGAAAGCACUUCCAGAUCACACUACUGAGGUCACAGAUAUUGAUUCGGAAGAAGCCAGGAAUGCCAGAGAUGCACCUGUGUUACUGGCAGUCAAACUGGAUAAAUACCACAAUCUAAAUGAGGAGCUUGAUUUCUUGAUCACAAAGCUGGGGGGCCUUCUGGAGAGCAAAGAAGACCACUACAGCAGACUCAUGGAGGAGAAUAACAAGUACCGAAGACAUGUAGGCAGCUUAAUAAAUAAGGUAACGUCAUAUGAAGAAAUUAUCAAAUGUGCUGACCAAAGACUUGAGAUAUCCCAUUCUCAGAUUGCACAUUUGGAAGAGAGAAAUAGACAUUUGGAAGAUUUAAUUAGAAUGCCCAAAGAGAAAGCCAGAAGGUCAAGAACAGUCUCAGUCAUGUAGCCCCGUGCAGCAGGAUAUGUACGCGAUCUUUUAGGUCAACUACCAAGAUUAGAAAAUCAUCCAAAGUCCAUGACCUUAAUAGGUCAUCUUGAUGGACACUGUAAAGAAUGUUCUAUUUCCGUGUGAACUGACUGUAAUACAUGAUUAAAUACUCAAUUCCUGAAGUUAA
Peromyscus maniculatus bairdii (prairie deer mouse) is the source of this 2825-nucleotide messenger RNA. The record is from RefSeq and is a predicted model, not a curated record. Lineage: Eukaryota; Metazoa; Chordata; Mammalia; Rodentia; Cricetidae.